AUGGUGCCUGGUGGGGGCUGGGCUGGGGAGCCUCUCAUUAACAUUCUUACAUCAGGGCUCCUCCCCACACCCCUACCUUCCCACCCCUCCCCGGUCCCUAACCCCAACAACUCCCAGCCAGCCCUUGUCCUUAAAGCCGCAGUCGCCCUCGUCCGCACAGGCGGGAGCCCCCACCACACCGCACACCCUCUGGGGUCCCUCGCCUUACCCUGGCCCCGCACGCGGCAGCUCUUUUUCCAGCUCCAGGCUUUAAAAAGGGAAACGUGUUUGAAACCAAACUCCCUCCUGACGCGCCAACUCGGGGCGGGCACCCGACCUUCCCGGUCGCCUGGCGCAAGGUCAGGCAGGGACCAAGGUCCCCGUACGAUGGCUCGAUGGAGGACCUCGAACUCCCAGUUAGCCCAGUCGGUACUUGGACCCCUCCCUCCCCCCACCCCCGCUCUCUCCUGCCACGCACCCGCGUUCUCCCUCUGGGCCUCGCGAUUCGCGCUGGAGUCGCCCCGCUUCCUGUCCAGUGACCCCACGCGAAGACCCUCAGCUGGCAAGCGGCUAGCAGAAAAGCGAAACUUGUUGCUCCCGGAGGCGAAUGAAGAGUUCGGCUUCUGGAGGUGGCGAAUAGUCUGAAAAGCAUCUCCGAGGCGUCCUCGAGGUUUUGUUUGCCAAACCAGGUAACCAAGAGACCU
Messenger RNA from Neogale vison (American mink), 683 nucleotides. RefSeq lists its product as uncharacterized. The record is from RefSeq and is a predicted model, not a curated record. The coding region runs from base 1 to 624 and encodes 207 amino acids. Lineage: Eukaryota; Metazoa; Chordata; Mammalia; Carnivora; Mustelidae. The transcript is spliced from 3 exons.